CAACUUGCUGGCUUCAACAUGGUGUCGAAAAGACCGCCUGUAGGGAAAAAGAACAGGAAAGGAGCUGCAUGGAAGUUCACGUUGGACUGCACGCACCCUGUGGAGGACGGCAUCCUCGACUCGGCCAACUUUGAGACAUUCCUCAGAGAGAAGGUGAAGGUUAACGGCAAAACUGGAAAUCUGGGUAACAUGGUGCAGAUCGCUCGGCAGAGGAACAGGAUCAGCAUCUCAUCAGAAAAACAAUUCUCAAAGAGGUAUCUGAAAUAUCUCACCAAGAAAUACCUGAAGAAGAAUAACCUGCGAGACUGGCUGCGUGUGGUGGCGUCCGAUAAAGAGACGUACGAGCUGAGAUACUUCCAGAUCAGUCAGGACGACGAGUCUGAGACGGACGAGUGAAGCGAUCAUGCGGGAGGAGGAUGGAGCAAAUCUCAGGCUUUAUAUCGAGUUUGAUGAUUAUUUGUUAAUAAAUGGACGAUUUACGUUAAA
Messenger RNA from Ictalurus furcatus (blue catfish), 486 nucleotides. It is a transcript of the gene rpl22l1, whose product is annotated as ribosomal protein L22-like 1. Gene Ontology annotation, cellular component: ribosome. The record is from RefSeq and is a predicted model, not a curated record. The transcript has 4 exons. NCBI's taxonomy places the organism in Eukaryota, Metazoa, Chordata, Actinopteri, Siluriformes, Ictaluridae. Bases 19 to 396 code for a protein of 125 amino acids. Gene Ontology annotation, molecular function: structural constituent of ribosome; RNA binding. Gene Ontology annotation, biological process: cytoplasmic translation.